This is a messenger RNA of Sorghum bicolor (sorghum), 1712 nucleotides long. RefSeq names its product E3 ubiquitin-protein ligase RING1-like. Gene Ontology annotation, molecular function: ubiquitin protein ligase activity. Lineage: Eukaryota; Viridiplantae; Streptophyta; Magnoliopsida; Poales; Poaceae. The transcript has 2 exons. Gene Ontology annotation, biological process: protein ubiquitination. Gene Ontology annotation, cellular component: cytoplasm. The coding region runs from base 240 to 1436 and encodes 398 amino acids. The record is from RefSeq and is a predicted model, not a curated record.
CCGGUGAUCCUAUCACUUCACCAACACCAAACACGGACACGGUGGCCUCUCCUCUCUAAUCCCGUGCUCCCAAAAUAAAUAAAAAUAAAUCCAGAGGAAAUCUGUAUUCGCUCGCCGCAAAACACAGCACUAGAAAAUCGAUGACCUAAAUUCCAUAGAGAGAGUCAGAUAGAGCGAGAGCGAGGAAAAAAAAAAAAAAUCCCAAUCCACCCCCCGCCGCGAGAUCGCCGGGCGCCGCCAUGUCGACUCCAGCCGCCGCCUACUACGCCGCCGCCGCGCGCAAGCAGUACUUCUGCUACCAAUGCAACCGCACCGUCCUCAUCGCGGUCUCCGCCGCCGCCGCCGGUGAGCUCUCGUGCCCCGAGUGCCACGGCGACUUCGUCGAGGAGGUCACCGUCCCUGCCCCCACCUUCAUCCCGCUCCCCUUCCCGUUCCCCUUCGCCUCCUCCACCACGAUCCCCGCUGGCAGCAACGCCCCCGCCCCCGCCCCCGCCCCAGCAGCAGCCGGCUCCGGCGGGUCCCCUACCUUCUCGUCCUCGUCCUCCUCCGCCGCGACCUCCCCGUCCCAGCCCAACGACAUCUCCUCCAUCCUCAGCAUCUUCCUCGGACUCGGCCAACAGCACCCCAUCAGGUCCGGCGGCGGCGGCGGCGGCUCCGGCUCGCGCGCCGCCGCCGGCACGGCCACCCCCGAGAACGAGCCGGAGCCCUUCGAUCCGGUCAUGUUCUUCCAGAAUUACAUCCACAGCCUCAUGGAGGGGGGCGCCAACAUCCAGGUCCUCCUCGACGACGCCAGCGUCAACCUCGGCUCCGGGCCCGGCCUCGGUCGCUUCGGCGGGGCAAGCUUUGGGGAUUACUUCGUCGGCCCGGGCCUCGAACAACUCAUCGAGCAGCUCGCCGAGAACGACCCCAACCGCUACGGCACGCCGCCGGCUGCCAAGUCGGCCCUCUCCUCGCUCCCCGAUGUUGUCGUGACUCACACCAUGGUUGCAGCUGCGGAGGGCGCUGAGUGCGCCGUCUGCAAGGAGGAUUUCUCGCCUGGGGAGGUGGCCAAGCAGAUGCCCUGCAAGCACAUCUACCACACCGACUGCAUCGUGCCGUGGCUUGAGCUUCACAACUCGUGCCCCAUCUGCCGCUUUGAGCUGCCCACUGAUGAUCCUGAUUAUGAGGGGCGGAAGGGCUCUAAUCCUCCUCAGCCGGCUGUUGGUAUUGCUGCUGCUGCUGCGGCAUCUGGGAGCUCUACUGCUGCUGAUGGACAAAUGGAGGAGAGGCAGGAUAAUCCAAGGGUGGUUGAGAGGAGGUUCAAUGUGUCGCUGCCAUGGCCGUUCAGUGGAUUGAGUGGGCAAACAUCGCAGCAGGAUGGGAACAAUGGAGGCAGUGGUAGCAACUCACAAGGCAGUGGCUCGCAAGAUGGUGGCCCACCCAGCAGCAAGAAUUGAUCACAAAUCAGCUGGAGGUUCACCUUUUGGCGAUCUGUUGAAAAGUCUAUGCAGUAUUUAUGUGUCACCAUGACUAUACCUACAGGAAUUUACAGUCUGUUUGUUGUGGAACAAUCGUUUGUCUUUAGUUCUCUUGCUGUUCGUUAGGUCAUCAUGCAGACAAGGCGCAAAAAACUGCCCCCGCAGCAGAAUCUGCGCGUUGAGACUUUGUGUAGAUUUAUUGGAUGAUCUUGGUCUGUGAAAUGGUGAAUCCCAAAUCCAAUCUUUUAACUUGUA